This is a messenger RNA of Suillus subaureus, 773 nucleotides long. RefSeq names its product kinase-like domain-containing protein. Gene Ontology annotation, molecular function: protein serine/threonine kinase activity; ATP binding. Lineage: Eukaryota; Fungi; Basidiomycota; Agaricomycetes; Boletales; Suillaceae. The record is from RefSeq and is a predicted model, not a curated record. The transcript has 5 exons. The coding region runs from base 1 to 462 and encodes 153 amino acids. Gene Ontology annotation, biological process: intracellular signal transduction; peptidyl-serine phosphorylation.
AUGAUUGCUGAAGUCUUGGAAGCCUUGACUCUACUGCAUGCCGCAAAUAUCAUACACGCAGAUCUCAAGCCGGACAACGUGCUGUUUGACGAGGGGAACGUCACGCAGAUUAUUCAGGAGCUUCUCGUCCAGGCUCAUCAGAUCGUCAACGGUGAAUUUGAAUUGAAUGGCGUGCAUCAUCCCAUCAUGCGAUCGCAGCCUAUUGCUCAUCCUCUUCGAUGGAACGACCGCGGUAUCAUGAUAGAAUUGUACACGGCUUAUGUGACGGAUUUCCAGAAUGGCAAGCGUUAUCUUUCGCAAUGGACCAAUGGAAAACCUCCGACGAGAACCACAAGUUCAUAUGACUUGCAUGCUCCAGAACAUAUCCUCGAGGCCAACUAUGGUGCCAAGGUGGAUGUGUGGGCGCUCGGCUGCAUGACUUUCGAGCUUCUCACCGGAAGUUCGCUGUUCCUUUCACAAUGAGGCCAACCUUGGAGUAUUGAGGAUGACCAUUUGGCCGAGAGGCGCAGCUGACAGGGGAAUGUUUCUCUGAAAAGCUCCUCACGAGGUCUCCGAAGCAUAAUGAGGAUUUUGCUGAGAGCGGUACUGCGCGUCGAUCAAUCAAUGAUAGAUUGCAGUUUACCGGAAUCAGAAGCCGCUGCCGCGUUCAUCCAUGCGUGUUUGUACUUGGAUCCAGAAGAACGAUUUUCGGCCCAUAACUUGUGCCUACAUCCAUGGAUGGAGUCUGCACAUAUAUGCUGCUAGGGACCUGACCGGGGCCAGGUUUAGGUGAU